AUGAGAAAAGCAUCAAGACCAACGAAAUCUUUGCCAAGACAACUCCCAGAUAUUUGGGAUGAUACUGACUGAAUAGUCAGUGACGAAAAGUAUGAUAGUAAGACAGUCCAAAUCCCUAAUUAUACAAAUCAAUUUUCCAAUAUUUUGAAAAACAACAAGGGGAAAGUCAAGUUAAAAGAUUUAAGAAAUUAUGUCUUGGAAGGAGUAGAUUUUCCUCAAUAUUUACCUGCUAAAGAUAAAGAGAUCCAAUCGCUAGAUAGAGAUAUUAAGAUGAAUCUUGAGCAAAAAGAGGCACAGAAUGAAUGCUUUAUGACUCAUCUUAUCAGACCAAACGCUGAUCUAACUGCUUGGACUAUGCGAGAAAACGAGAGCUCAAAACUCUUAGCGAGCCUUCGGAGGAUACCCUCCAGCGAAAUUCUGAGGUUAUUGCAUUAAGCAUUAACGAAGUCCAAGCCAACUAUACCAAUCAAAGUGUUCUAGCUUUCGUUUUAAUUAAAAUUUUCUAUAAUAGUUGAUC
Molecule: messenger RNA, 517 nt
Organism: Moneuplotes crassus
Lineage: Eukaryota; Ciliophora; Spirotrichea; Euplotida; Euplotidae
Source: the annotation of a GenBank genome assembly